This is a messenger RNA of Mauremys mutica (yellowpond turtle), 1052 nucleotides long. RefSeq names its product syntaxin-10-like. The transcript is spliced from 9 exons. Gene Ontology annotation, cellular component: membrane. Gene Ontology annotation, biological process: Golgi vesicle transport. Bases 98 to 934 code for a protein of 278 amino acids. The record is from RefSeq and is a predicted model, not a curated record. NCBI's taxonomy places the organism in Eukaryota, Metazoa, Chordata, Testudines, Geoemydidae.
AGGCGGCGGCCGGAGUUUCGGCGGGGCCGGGCCAGCGCCGGUCACAUGGCGGGGAGCGGCGGCGGCAGCCGGCGGAGCGGGGGGCCGGGGCGGCAGCAUGGCCCUGGAGGACCCGUUCUCCGCCGUGCGGGGGGAGGUGCAGAAGGCUGUGAACACGGCCCGGGGGCUGUACGAGCGCUGGUGUGAGCUGCUGCAGGAGACUCAUGUCGUCAGCACGGAGGAGUUCGACUGGACCACGAACGAGCUGCGCAACAGCCUGCGGAGCAUCGAGUGGGACCUGGAGGAUCUGGAGGAGACCAUUGGCAUUGUGGAGUCGAACCCUCGCAAGUUCAGGAUCGAAGCCAGCGAGCUGACGGAGAGACGGGCCUUCGUGAGGCAGAUGCGGGACUCUGUCAAGGAGAUGCGGGAUCACAUAUCCAGCCCGUCAGCCCUGGCCUUCGCUGAGCGGAAAAACAGAGAGAUGCUGAUUGGCGGUGGGGCCAGCCAGAAGCCCCCCCCGGAGCGGUCCGGGCAGCUGCGGGAGGAGCUGGUGUCAGCCAAUUCCCGCUAUAUUGAGGAGCAGCAAUUGCAUCAGCAGCUGAUCAUAGACCAGCAGGACGAGCAGCUGGAGCUGGUGUCGGGCAGCAUCCGGGUCUUGAAGCACAUGUCGGGCCGGGUUGGGGACGAGCUGGACGAGCAGAGCUUGAUGCUGGAGGAGUUCGGCCAGGAGAUGGAUCACACCCAGUCCCGCAUGGACGGCGUGCUGAAGAAGAUGGCCAAGGUCUCCCACAUGAAGAGCGACCGGCGCCAGUGGUGUGUGAUCGGCGUUCUGCUUGUUCUCCUCAUCGUGAAACGAAAACCGACGACGAUGGGAACGAAAGGGAAACCAAAGCAACCAACCAAAAAGCUGCCCAAAAACCCAGGUGCCGCUUCCCAACUCAAACGCGUGAAGUGAAGUCCAGAUUGGAAAGAAAACUCAAACAAUCGUGUGAAUAAAUUUGCCAGCUCAGAAAAAAAAAUCCCAUUGCCGGAGUGGGGACGGGGGGGCUUCCCACUUGAACCUGGCGAGGGGC